UCAUGUCGUUGCUGAAUGUCGCCCACUCUGGUAGAGCGAACAGAAAUCUUUCAUCAACCCAUUCGAUUUUAAACGAGUUUGCGUCGAUGAAGAUCUGACAAGCGAUUCGUCCCAACGAAAUUACAUGUUCGCUGAAUUUAUGCGAUACCUCUCAGAGACUUAAAAGGACAUCAAUUGCUCGUUUUUCCAAUUGCUUUAUUGCCAUCUGGGAGAGCGAAUGGAGAUCAAUCCUGGAUUGAAUCACAUCAACGAACAAGCGAGCAACAAUUCAUCUGUUCAGGCCCCAAAGCCAUGUCUUAGAGGAGAAAGCAAUGAUAAGGGACGAAGGAUUAUUAUCAAUGUUAGCGGCCUGAGGUUUGAAACCUACGAACGCACGCUUUCUCAAUUCCCGGCUACACUUCUCGGUUGUGCAGCGAAAAGAGAAUUCUACUUUGACAUCGAAAACAAUGAAUAUUUUUUCGACAGAAAUCGCUCAUCGUUUGAGGCCAUAUUAUUUUUUUAUCAGUCUAAUGGCAAACUUGUUCGGCCAAGCGGUGUUCCGUUGUAUGUUUUCUCGGAAGAGGUCAGAUUUUUUGAACUUGGUAAGGAACAUCUUCAGCGGUUAGAGAUCGAAGAGGGAUAUAUAACUGAAGAGAAACCAGUAUUGCCCACAAACCAAACUCAAAGGAGAAUAUGGGAAUUAUUCGAAUAUCCGGACAGUUCAAUGCCGGCGCGUUUUUUAGCUAUGUGGUCAGUGUCUGUGAUUUUACUCUCUAUCGUGGUAUUCUGUCUCGAGACUUUACCAAGUAUAAGAUGUGCGACUGAUCCAAGUGGAACUGGUUGUGAAGCAUACGGUGGAACCCCUCAACCCGAGAAAAUGUGGUACACUGUAAUCGAAAUUCUGUGUAUUUCAUGGUUCACCCUUGAGUAUGUUGUCAGGUUAUUGUCUUCACCGCAAAAGUUGGUCUUUAUUCGCACAUUUUUGAAUAUCAUUGACCUUGUUGCGAUUUUACCCUACUACAUUACGCUUCCAAUGAACGAAGCCCGCGUAACCUCGUUGGCUGUGCUACGAGUUAUUCGUCUUGUCCGUGUCUUCCGUAUAUUUAAACUUUCACGUCAUUCAAAAGGCUUACAAGUCCUUGGCUACACGCUGCGGUCAAGCUCAAGAGAACUGGCCAUGCUCAUCUUUUUCCUCUUGAUUGGAGUAGUGCUGUUCGCGAGUGCAGUUUUUUACGCGGAACAAGACAACAAAAAGAGCCAGUUCAGAAGUAUCCCUGAUGCAUUCUGGUGGGCAGUAGUUACCAUGACAACAGUGGGAUACGGAGACAUGACUCCUCUCACUUUGGGAGGUAAAAUAGUUGGUUCUAUCUGCGCUAUAUCAGGAGUGUUGACCAUUGCUCUCCCUGUGCCGGUUAUUGUUUCAAAUUUCAACUACUUCUACAAAAGGGAGGAAUUGAACCAGUCCCUCGAUAUGGCGGAAAACGGCGAGUGUGGUAGAGACCAAAACGAAGAUAUUGACGCCUUCAACGGGCCACUGACCAGCCCAUCUGGACACAUGACACUCAGUUCACCUAAUGCGUUUACAGGAAUGGAGGAAGUUCGAGUAAAAAAUGAGACCCCUGUUUGAUCAUGUGACUACUCGCGCUGGGCCGCUGACCACUGAGCCCAUUUGGGCUCGGCUCAUCGAACGUGUUUGGAUUUGAAGAGGUUUGUGUAUAAACUGAGAUCCACGUUCGAUCAUGUAACUCGAUAACCCGUUCUUUAGAAGGAAGCUUAAACAAGUCUAUAGAAACAUAUGUCGCGUUUUAAUUGCUACCGCCUUUCUCCGUGUCAUCACUUUCCUCACGACUCAACGCGCUCAUAAAUAGAUCACGGUUUAUGUACUCAAAGAUUACAAGAAAAUAGUCAAGACGGUACAUGAUUAAUAGCAUAAAGAAGUCAUUAUUUCUUUCAUGACCUCGCCAAGUGGAUAGGACGAAAUUGUUAAAAAAAAAAGAAUGGGCUUCAUGGGCGAGCUGAGUCAUACGACAAUAACAGCGGUGCAGAUGUUAAAAUUUGAUCAGCUAGGGAUUUAGUGAUGGCAAAGUCUUUGAUCCUUUCAUUAGUCACUUGACGAUGAUCAAGUUAGCUCAGAAGUUUUGAUCUAAAACAGAAGUGCAGUGGACAUGUAUCCAUGCUUGGUUACAUCGAGUCUCACGAUGGAACAAACGACAGGAUUAAUGGGAGUUUUGCCUGAAUAAAUCCAGUGGUUCAGUGAUCCUUGAAAUGUCACGCUGAAAAAGACCAGUAUAGAUUUCUGAGAGCCAAAGAACAUAGACUAUGGAGAGCAAAGGCACAGGAAAGCCAGCAGACUGGAAAACCUACCCAACUUAAACUACGCAUAUUUUGCCUUGCUUGUGCGUUUAUCAGUGCUGCAUUGUCGAGGUACAUAUUCCUUCUCGUCAGUCGCAACGAUAGAUUUCUUGGUUUGGAUACUCAACCAAAGAUCACCGGUCCCGUCGGGCUAAAAGGAAUAACACCAGUCAGCGGUUUCGUUCUUUUAAAGUAGACUAAAAUUUCUUUGCAUAUCUUUUAAGUACUUGCUAACUAUUGCAGUAUUUACAUUAAGCGGGAAGACUUAAAUUAAGUAAAAAAUAUUUAAUGGAAUUUUAAUUGCUUGUUUCGGAAUUACGUUAAGUUUUCCUCUGACGUUCACUGAAUUUGCCGGAAAAAUUGGAUUCAUUCAUGGAUGAUCUUACUUAUUGUUCAUUUUUAUACAUGUUCCAACAUACGUUUUGUUAAUGAAAAGUACGGUGCUUAUUGGAAUGUUUAAUGCUUGGUUCUAAACAGGGCUAAAACAGUCCAAGGAACCUAACAGAUGUCUCGGGUAAUAUGUACAUCGUUUUACUAUUAUAAUAUCAGUGGUUAAACCGCUGCCAAAAAACUAUAAGCUAGCUGUGAAUCUUCUUGCGUCUUGAGGACGCAGAUUUCCCCGGUUUAUUAAGUUCAAAUUUUUAGAUAUUCUCAUCAGAACUGACAAUUUAAAUGGAAAAAGGCUGUGUCUGAUCAAACAUAAAAACCACAUAAAAGCAUAAAGACUACUGUUCAACUUUGAAACACUUCUAAAAUGUGUACAAAUGAACACUAUAAAAAGGUUAGCUAGUAUGGUGUAUAAAUUAAUCAAUUAAUUGUGGUUCUAUAAGGAAACUAACUGAGAAGUAUACUUUGUUCACCACAUAAUUUAUAUCUCGCUAUUGGAAAGUGUGUUUUGAAAUAUACUUUUCAACGCAGUUUGAUAAUCUGAGAAAAAAACCUUUCGAAAAACAAUUAGGGACGUCACCAUUUUGAAACACAACUUGGUAACCUGCCUGCGCAGAUAUGACGCCACGGAGUCUCAUCCAAAUGGCGGGAACCUCAACGCGCUUUCCCGCGAUUCUUUUCAACGAUUUCUACUUGAUUAUUGCCAAAAAUUAAUUAAUAGCAUUUGAAUGAAAAGUAAUUUUCUGUUUUACUUCUUAUUGUUUGAUUUUGAAACUCAGAAAACCUUGAACACUUGGAUUUGAUUCUGACAGGCCAAUCCUGUACUAACCAAUAAUUUUUAACCUCUGGACUUGUUGGGAAAACUCAAAACCACAAGCUGCUUAUUGUGGCUGUUUAAGAUUCAGUUUCCUGACACCCUAUUGGCUUUUUUCCUUUAAAACAAUAAUACGCUAAUAAUAUAUCAGGCCCUCACGGUUUUCUGAGUUUCACAAUAAAUAGAUCGCUAGGGGAUGGAUGCAAAAGAAAUGAGACUGCAUGGAGUAAAGCAAACGGAAUGGAAAAAAGAUCGGCAUACGCGUUUCGAAGGCUAAUCGAUCAGACAAGAAAGGUCUUAAAGAGCUGAAACACUCCCACUUGAUAAUUGCUUCUAUAAAUUUUCAAUGGCAAGUAUCCAAUUAUGUGGCUUCUGGUUAUACUUAUCCUAAAAGCUUUUGUAGUUUCAGAGUAUCUAAUUAGAUUUCAAUAGAUACUAUUUAGUAAGGACCAAGGCCUUGGGACAAAGGUUGCAUUAAAUGUGUACAUAGUUUGAUUGAAACUAAUA
Pocillopora verrucosa is the source of this 4039-nucleotide messenger RNA. Its product is annotated as potassium voltage-gated channel subfamily A member 2-like. Gene Ontology annotation, cellular component: voltage-gated potassium channel complex; membrane. Gene Ontology annotation, biological process: potassium ion transmembrane transport; protein homooligomerization. NCBI's taxonomy places the organism in Eukaryota, Metazoa, Cnidaria, Anthozoa, Scleractinia, Pocilloporidae. Gene Ontology annotation, molecular function: delayed rectifier potassium channel activity; protein binding. The record is from RefSeq and is a predicted model, not a curated record.